AUGAAGUUAGCAAAACUAUUAUUAUCAUUUGCCUGCGUAUUUGAAGCUACCUACGCAGUUGUUGUUACAAAUCCGCUAUCCCCAAGCAAUAACUUAAAGGUCUUUCACAAGAAACAAAUCACGUGGGACUACUCUUCUGACAUCAUGAGAGGUGUUAACCUUGGUGGUUGGCUACUCCUAGAACCAUACCUCACCCCAUCCAUUUUCGAAACCUUUGCAGGACCAAAUGGUGACCAAUCCAAUAUUCCUCCAGAUGAAUAUCAUCUUACCCAAGCUUUAGGAAAAGACUUGGCUUUUAACAGAUUGAACCAACAUUGGAGUUCUUAUUAUGUUGAAGCUGAUUUUCAACAAAUGAGUGAAUUGGGUUUAAAUAUGGUUAGAAUUCCAAUUGGAUACUGGGCUUUUGACUUGAAAGAUAAUGACCCAUAUGUCCAAGGUCAAGUUGAGUAUUUAGACCAAGCCAUCGAAUGGUGUAGAACGUACAAUUUAAAAGUUUGGAUCGAUUUACAUGGUGCUCCAGGAUCUCAAAAUGGGUUCGAUAAUUCUGGUUUAAGAGAUUCUUAUCGUUUCCAAGAUGGUGAUAAUACAGAUUUCACAAUCAAAGUCUUGGGUGAUGUCUUUACCAAAUAUGCCGAUGAAUCGUACAGUGACGUCAUUAUUGGUAUCGAAUUAGUAAAUGAGCCAUUAGGUCCAGUUUUGGAUAUGGACAAAUUGAAAAACUUCUUUACUACCGGUUAUAACAACUUACGUCAAGGCGGUUCAAACAGUCCAGUAAUUAUCCAUGAUGCGUUCCAACCAUCCGGAUAUUGGAAUAACUUUAUGACUCUGGAUCAAAACUAUUUUAAUGUGGUCAUUGAUCACCAUCACUAUCAAGUUUUCUCCGCUCCAGAAUUGCAACGUGAUAUUAACGCCCAUGUUUCAGUUGCUUGUAACUGGGGUUGGGAUGCUAAACAAGAAUACCACUGGAACAUUGCUGGUGAAUGGUCUGCAGCUUUGACCGAUUGUGCCCCGUGGCUUAAUGGUGUUGGAAGAGGUGCUAGAUAUGAAGGGGCUUAUGACAAUUCUCCGUAUAUUGGAUCUUGUGCACCACUCCAAAAUAUUUCUACUUGGCCAGAAGAUUAUAAGGUUAAUGUUAGAAGAUACAUUGAAGCUCAAUUGGAUGCAUUUGAAUACACCGGAGGCUGGAUCUUCUGGAAUUGGAAAACUGAAAAUGCUCCAGAAUGGGAUCUUCAAAAAUUAAACCUCAAUGGUUUAUUCCCACAACCAUUGACUGAUAGACAAUAUCCUAAUCAAUGUGGAUUUUAA
Messenger RNA from Hemisphaericaspora subhashii, 1305 nucleotides. RefSeq names its product glucan 1,3-beta-glucosidase (gene XOG1). The record is from RefSeq and is a predicted model, not a curated record. Gene Ontology annotation, cellular component: extracellular region; cell surface. The transcript has a single exon. Lineage: Eukaryota; Fungi; Ascomycota; Pichiomycetes; Serinales; Debaryomycetaceae. Gene Ontology annotation, molecular function: glucan exo-1,3-beta-glucosidase activity. Bases 1 to 1305 code for a protein of 434 amino acids. Gene Ontology annotation, biological process: glucan catabolic process.